Eurypyga helias (sunbittern) is the source of this 1629-nucleotide messenger RNA. RefSeq names its product ecdysoneless homolog (Drosophila) (gene ECD). Gene Ontology annotation, cellular component: nucleus. The annotation marks the transcript as partial. The transcript has 11 exons. NCBI's taxonomy places the organism in Eukaryota, Metazoa, Chordata, Aves, Eurypygiformes, Eurypygidae. The record is from RefSeq and is a predicted model, not a curated record.
AACACCGGUUUCUCCUUGGCCAGGAUCGAUGACAGCGAUGGGGAGUUUCUCUUGAUAGAAGCAGCCGAUUUUCUCCCAGAGUGGCUGAAUCCUGAGAAUAGCGACAACAGGGUGUUCUUUUACAAAGGAGAGCUGCACAUCAUUCCGCUGUCAGAGACGCACGAGCAGGAGUGUGACCUAUCCGCUGCCAGCCCAACGCUCCCGCAGGCGCUAACGCUGUUAUCCACCCGUUCGGAGGAGUUCCUGGCUGCAGAACCCAUUAGAACAGCAGUGUAUAAACGCAUUGACGGGUAUCCUGAGAAAAUUCAGGCCUCGUUUCACCGAGCUCACUGCUACCUUCCAGCAGGCAUUGUGGCAGUGCUGAGGCAGCGCCCUUCAUUGGUGGCUGCAGCAGUCCAGGCCUUUUACCUGCGGGAUCCAGUGGAUUUACGAGCAUGUCGCACUUUUCGAACUUUCCCUCCAGAAGAGCGUGUGAUGACCAUCGUUACUUUCACAAAGUGUUUAUAUGCGCAACUGGUGCAGCAGAAGUUUGUUCCAGACAGGCGAAGUGGAUACACACUGCCCCUCCCAUCUCACCCUCAGUACAAAGCCUAUGAAUUGGGAAUGAAACUGGCUCACGGCUUUGAAAUUUUGUGCUCCAAGUGCAGUAAAGUAUCUCCUGAUUCCAAGAGAAGUAUGUUAAGCGGUCCCUUGUGGGAGAGAUUCCUCAGCAGCCUGAAGGAAAAAAAUUAUUUCAAGGGAGAAAUGGAAGGAUCUGUGAAGUACACGCAACGGUUGCAUAUGGCAGAAGACUAUUUCAGGCAAUCUGUUGCCAAGCCAGAAAGCUCUGUCGAAGUGAGCCCAGGCGAUGAAAUCUUGACAUUGCUACGGACAACAACCAUUGAUUUGAAGGAAUUUGAGAGAGAAGCAGCUUGUCUUCCUCCAGAGGAUGAUGACAGUUGGCUGGAGAUUACACCGGCUGAUCUAGAUCAGAUGCUGAAGGAGACAAGAAAUGAGUCCUUUCUUUCCUCAAAUGAGGAGGAGCAGAAAUACGACUUGGAAGCAGUUGCUGAAAGUAUGAAGGCUUUUGUAUCCAAAGUCUCAACGCAUGAAGGAGCAGAAAUGCCAUGGUCAUCUGAUGAAUCCCAUGUUACCUUUGACGUAGAUUCUUUUACAAAAGCCUUAGACAGAAUUUUAGGGCCAGACUCUGAAGAGCUGGAUUCUGAUGAUCUGGAUGAAGAGGAGGAGUUUGACUUCUUGGAUGAGGAUGAUGAUGACUUAGAUGCUGAAAAUCAAGGGCAAGACGAGGAGGCAUCACCUAAUGAGCUCAUAGGCAGUCUGAAGUCAUACAUGGACGAGAUGGACAGGGAACUGGCACAUACCAAUGUUGGUAAAAGUUUCACAACCCAAAAGAAAGGGGCAAGUUUUGGUAAUGCAACGACUUCUCAAAACGCUGGCCCUGAUUCUGGAGCAGAAGACGCCGAGUUGACACCAGUCGAUGUGGAUACGAACCUAGUGGCUAACCUGCUUGAAUCCUACAGUGCACAGUCCGGGCUGGCCGGGCCCGCCUCUAACAUUUUACAGAGCAUGGGAGUGUAUUUACCUGCAAAUGCAGAUCGUAUUGGCGCCAGCAAGGGAGCGACAGAGUAA